GACCUGCCGGUCAGUCCUCUACCAACACAUGCGUACUAGCUUGUGGUAUGCAACACGUUUUAUCAAUUAUCGGUCGCAAAGCACACCUAAAUUUGCCCAAUCUCUGCAAUGACUCCAACGUUGAUUACUGAAACAAAACCUGAGGAUUGGACAUAUAUCUCCGAGGGAGGGGCGACUAUCGUAUUCUCGUAUCGAGGACCUCACAAUGUCCAAUUCUCUGAUCGCGUUCUACGUCUGCGUAAAGUCGCUCAAGGGUCAUCAGACAACACGCUGCUCAAUACCAACAGUGAACAGCCAGAUGAUCCCAUGAUCGCCUUUCAAGAGAACAUCAUCUCAAAACUCAUUCCUUCUGAGUUUCUGCCGAGUCUUGUGAUGGUGGUGCUCGACGAAGAUUGGCUCAGGUCACUUGUUAUCCUACGCGACGGCGAUCGUCCAGCAGAGAGAAGGCAGACGGAUCAGAUUGAUGUUCGCAGGACCAAGGGUGUAUUAGCUACGGAUCUCAUUGGGAGUAUGCCCAUCGCGAUGGAAAUCAAGCCGAAAUGGGGAUUUUUACCUACAGAAUACCAUCUCUCGCCUGAGACUGUCGCUCUGAAGACAGGAACGUGCAGAUUCUGUAUGCAUACGAGCUUCAGAAUGGAACAAGGGGCUGUCGGUACGACCUAUUGCCCCUUGGACCUUUUCUCUUCCGAUGAGACGCGUGUUAGAAAAGCCUUAGGUGCUUUGUGGGCUGGGUGGUAUGAGAGCAAUGGGUCUCUCAAUAACCUACGGUUCUUCGUCCAGGGCAGAAUGACAAAACCAGAUGAUGACCACUCGGUACAAUUGUUGGCACACUUCUUCACGGCGGACGGAUCGACUGACGUCCAGAACCUUCGGCAAUCGUUCACAUCCGUUCUUGCGCAGGCACUUCUUGACAGUCCCGUUCUUUCCCUCCUAUCAACUUUACAACGAACACUGGAUGUACUCGAUGUAGAGGGCUUAUCUAAGUUAUACACACAAACAUUACCAGAUCUCCCAUAUAACGGUCUCGGGUCUUUGGUUCCCGAUCCUUCCAUGGAGGAAUGGAAGGACUUCGUCAAAAUCUACCACUCUGAUUAUCAUUCCUGGAAUCACACAGUUCCAAGUCCUCGACACCUCCGGCAUUAUCUCAUGGCAUACCUUCUUUCAGCGACGUUUAAGGAUUGCUCCAUUAUCAUCUGGCCCAAAUCUACGCAGGUAGGCUCGUUUGAUGUCACAAUCAUCGACAUGGAUAUCAAGAGCAUGGAUCGCUUGGGGAAAUGGGAAAGGUUAGACAGGAAAAUCGUGGAGCAUUACAAGAGUUCGGGCAGCCAGCGGCGUUGCAUCGACAGUCAACGCGUUACUCAAUUAGGAUGUACACCUAUGUGUUACUGCUCUCUCGCAUCGAAUGUUGCUUACAGAUAUAUUUGAAGGACUGUAACCGAAGUGGCGUUAUCAGACUGAUUUCUGAGUACCUCUGGAGUAUCUCUGGGAUGAGUGAUUUGUGUUUGGCAUUUUUCUUUUCGUGACUGUAACUGAUAUUCAUAGACCAUACUGGCCGUGAUGUAUAUCGACUCGAGUCCAGCUCGUACAUGUCGAUCAAUGGCUAUCAGGCUCAGACUCGACCAACAAUCUGCUAGUUUUUCCAGUACCACUAAAGGUAAAUGUUAUGCUGUAGAGACUGUUGACAAGUCUUCUGCAGAGCUUGUUGGAGUCGUCGGAGAGCCGUUGGACCGGGGGUCCCAAGGGCAAGAGUCACGCACCAGGCCUCAGUCGGCCCUUUCCC
Messenger RNA from Suillus plorans, 1780 nucleotides. RefSeq names its product inositol-pentakisphosphate 2-kinase. Gene Ontology annotation, molecular function: inositol-1,3,4,5,6-pentakisphosphate 2-kinase activity; ATP binding. The transcript is spliced from 3 exons. The record is from RefSeq and is a predicted model, not a curated record. NCBI's taxonomy places the organism in Eukaryota, Fungi, Basidiomycota, Agaricomycetes, Boletales, Suillaceae. Gene Ontology annotation, cellular component: nucleus. Bases 109 to 1425 code for a protein of 438 amino acids. Gene Ontology annotation, biological process: inositol phosphate biosynthetic process.